Molecule: messenger RNA, 1937 nt
Organism: Magallana angulata
Lineage: Eukaryota; Metazoa; Mollusca; Bivalvia; Ostreida; Ostreidae
Exons: 3
Coding region: 41-1186 (381 amino acids)
Source: RefSeq, a predicted model, not a curated record
UCACCAUACUCGUCCCCUUGCCAAGGAACUUCUAUGCAGCAUGUCAGAUAAUCCAGUCAUUCUUGUACUCGAUGGGACUUAUGUAUACCUCCAAAAAAGCGGAAACUUUUCUUUCUCACGUCGUUCCUACAGCACCCACAAACACCGGCCAUUAGUUAAACCGAUGAUGAUUGUAUCAACUUCUGGAUAUAUAAUUUCUGUAUUAGGUCCCUAUCUGGCAGAUUCCAAAAAUUCCGAUGCAAAGAUCUUAAGUCACAUGAUCCAGACAAAUGUAGAGGACAUUAGGAAAUGGGUAGAAGAAGACGAUAUUUUUAUUGUCGACAGAGGUUUCAGAGACGCAGAAGCUUUGCUUGAUGACUUGGGGAUACAUGUUGAAAUGCCAUCCUUUCUGACUCGUCAUUCAAAGCAACAAUCAACAGAAGAAGCCAAUUCAACCAGAUUUGUGACCAAGCUUAGAUGGGUUGUCGAGUCAGUGAAUGGCAGGCUCAAGACAUGGAAUUAUUUGAGCAGGACCAUCCCCAAUACACAGAUACCACAUAUUGGCGAUUAUGUCCGCAUAGUAAGUGCAAUCUGCAACAAGUUUAGACCAGACUUGAGCACUGGAAUUGAGGAGGAAGAUGUUGCCAUGGCUGCAAAAAUGCGAUUUCUUGCAAACGGAGUGAAUGAGUUAAAGGAUUAUGUUGAGACAAGUGGUUUAGAGAAGCGGAGCAUAAGAUGGAAGAAGAUAGACUCCCAUGAUGUAGUCUUCCCUCAUUUGACAGAGGAGGAAAUACGCCAGUUAACCUUAGGUGUGUACCAAAUAAGAUUGGCAAAGUCAUAUGCAUAUGAACAUUUUAUGGAAGGAAGGUAUGAAAUUUUCAUCAGUGAUGACUUUGAUGGAAUCCUGUGUGCCAAGAUUCAAAGUAGACACAUUUCCGCAAAGAAAUACUUACUCUGGAUAAGACAUGAUGAUAUCAGUAUCAAAUCUUGGUUUUGCAAAUGUAAAGUUGGUACAAGAGUUGUGGGCAUGUGUGCUCAUAUUACCAGUGUGAUUUGGUUCUUGGGUCUUGCUCGUCAUGAGGAGAGUGGUGUCUGUGGUGUGCGCGAUUGGUGUAGUUCUGUUGAGGAUGCUGCUGCACUCCCAAUUGAUGAAUCAGAAAGUGAGGAAGAAAAUGAAGAAAGAUGUUCCAUAACAGAAGAGGAGUGAAUUUCAAAGUGACUCAUCAGUCAAUAAAUCAGUCAACAAAACAUGUUUGGUAGGAGAAUUUUUCUGAAAUUUAGUGUAUGAUAUCUGUAAAAAUUAGUGAUGAUUACAAAGUACCUGAAUGUGUAUAUUGCUGUUUUGAGUUCAUACCUAAAUGCAAGUAUAUUGUUGAUUGAUUUAUUUCUACAAUUAUUUUGAUUGCAAUUUAAGAUUAUAAGCAAAUCAAUUUAUGACAAAGUUGCAAUAUCAAAUGAUUUAUUGAAUAUUGACAACCAUUAUAUAAAACCAUAUAUGUGUAAAAUAAGAAUGUCAGAAUCACAUUGUCUAGAGGCUUAUUUAGUAAUGACAUGCUCUUUGAUUUCAAGCUGUAUAAAGUAUAAUGGAUGUGCUUUUCAAUAAUUGGUAUUGUAUGUAUACAACAAAUAUUGUUCAAACGCUGUAUACAUUUUGUUCAUAAUUGUGUCUCAUUGAAAUGAAAUACAUGUAUAGGGAUAACCUCAUUUUCUUUUACCCCUCUAUUUAUAUGCUUGUUUAUCUUUUAACUUGUAAAGUAUACUACUCUCAUAAAUACAUAGCAUAUCUUUACUAUAAAAUUAAAAAUAUUUUAAAGUUAAACAUUUUCAAAGCAAUUCAUAUCAAUAUUGCCUAUUUUUGGGCAUUGUACCACUGUAUUUGAGAUCAAACUGUAAAAAUGAACAAUGUGUUAUACUUUGAAAAAAAUAUUUUAAUUAAACCUCCAUGGAGUCCAGACCAC